CUCUCUGUGGGCCGCGGUAUCAUUCUUCUACAAGAUGAAAGGCAACUGGCUACUUGCUUUGGUGGUGCCCACGGCGUGUGUCCUGUUUGCUAGCCAUGUGGACACAGCGAACGUGUUGGCUCUUUUCCCCCUGCCAGCAAGAAGCCACUGGUUUUCCCUCAAACCACUCCUCACUGGGCUGUCCCAAAGAGGUCACAACAUCACACUGCUGAUAACCGAGUUGGAGGAAGAUAUACCUGAAAACUGGGACGUUUUCAGAAUUCCGCCGGUACUUCCAACGAUCUUAAUAACCCAAAAUACGAUGGUACUAAGAUCGAUGAGAGGCAAAAAGCUAUAUGACAUGUUGCUGGACAUGGGCAUCGAAAUGUGUGAAAAACUUUUAAGGCAGGAAGCUGUUCAAAAACUGAUGAAUAUUAAAGACAAAAAGUUCGACCUGCUUGUCAUGGAAUACUUCUUCAUGAACGACUGCUUCUUAGGAUUCUCGCACAAAUUCAAUGUGCCCGUUGUCGCCUUGUCUUCUGUUGGAGCGUUUCACUGGGUAACAGAUGCAGUUGGCGAGCUAAGCACGCCAUCAUACAUUCCUGAUAUUUUUAGCGACUAUACAGACCACAUGACUUUCUGGCAGCGUUUAGACAACACCGUGGCUGUGACGUACGCAAGGUACGCUUAUAAUUAUCACUUCUUACCGAAAAUGGAUGAAAUAGUCAAAGAGAAUUUCAAAGAUCCUGCGAUGCCUCGGCUGUCAGCUCUGAGAGCCAACACCUCACUGAUGAUCGUUCAGAGCCACGUGAGCUUCAGUUAUCCCCGACCUCACUUACCCAAUGUGAUUGAGACCGGCGGAAUGCACAUCCAGCAACCAAAGGCACUACCACAGGACUUGAAGAAGCUAAUGGACAACGCAAAAGAUGGAGUAAUAUUCUUCAGCAUGGGAUCUCUCGUAAAGAGUGCGGAUUUUCCACAGGAGAGUAUUCAAGCUUUCCUCACAGUCUUCUCUAAACUGAAGCAACUGGUCCUGUGGAAAUGGGAGAACGACACCAUACCUGGAAAGCCAGAAAAUGUGCAUCUGGGCAAAUGGUUUCCACAGUCUGACUUGCUAGCUCACAAAAACGUACAGCUCUUCAUCUCCCACGGAGGACUGCAGAGCAGUUUGGAAGCGACCGCUCGGGGUGUCCCCGUUAUCGGAAUACCAGUUGGACCUGAACAGAGCUAUAAUGCCCGCAGAAUCGCCAACUUCGGAUACGGCAUCGUACUAGAUGUGCAAAACUUGACUGCCCAGUCCGUGGAGUGGGCUAUUUAUGAAGUUUUGAACAACCCAGUGUACCGCGAGAACGCGAAGAUGCGGUCCCGCCUGUUCUGGGACCGUCCAGAGAGCCCUGUGGACACGGCCGUCUACUGGACAGAGUACGUGCUGAGGCACCGGGGAGCCCCCCACCUGCGCAGCGCCGCCCUCGACCUCUGCUGGUACCAGUACCUCCUGCUGGACGUCGCUGCCCUGCUACUGUCUGGAGCGCUCCUACUGCUUAUAAUCGCUGUCGUGGCAGUCAGGACAUUGUACAGGCUAAUCACUGCAAGAACUUCUGCCCCACACGAACAGAAGAAAAAGAAAACAACGAAGAAGGAAUGAAGAAAAAUUCUGAUCCUAUUGGUGACACGCCACUAAAGACUCUCAGCUCCAAACGCAAACAGGGUCAGCACUUGACGGUACAUUGCGUCCAUGUUUUGGAGGCUCGCAACAGCCUGCUCCUGUAAACACAUCAAACUCUUUUUUUCCCGUGAGAUGUCUCUUUAUUUAUUGUUUUAGAUUAUUUUGCUGAACAUUCGGUAUCUCGACAUUCUAGUCACUCAUACGAUUGAUGAUAGGAAGGCAUACACGAGUGCAUGUCACCAAACAAUGCAGCACAGAGAAUCAUGCUAUUUUACUGCACUUUAUUCGUUUAUCAACUACCCAUUCUCAGUAUCUGCAGUGCUUAGUGUGCACCAAACAGAUGUGAAACGACAAACACAUUAACUGCAAACUAUUUCAUUUAAGCACACAAUUAUCAACACUUAGCUUAAGUCUUGUGCAAUUGACACACGAUUAUGGAGAUAUUAUAGUAAAUAUAUUAGUUUCACCGUAACAUUAAUAUGCACUUUGUAUGUUUUUACGAGAAGGCGCGAAAUAGCACUUCCAGAUAUACGUGUAAUCUAUGAUGAGGUACCGACUUUGGGUUUGGAAUAAAUCUAGUCUUGAACAUUUCUUACAUGUAUCAUUUCUUGUUUUGUAAAUACAAAAUACUCGUCGAAAAUUUCA
Molecule: messenger RNA, 2290 nt
Organism: Schistocerca piceifrons (Central American locust)
Lineage: Eukaryota; Metazoa; Arthropoda; Insecta; Orthoptera; Acrididae
Product: UDP-glycosyltransferase UGT5-like
Exons: 6
Coding region: 35-1624 (529 amino acids)
Molecular function (GO): UDP-glycosyltransferase activity
Source: RefSeq, a predicted model, not a curated record